GUGCCCCGCUUAAAUUUCUUAAAGGAUGCUUCUUCGUUCUUCCUUCAGCGCCCCUUCACCUUUUCUUCCAUCAUUACUUUUCCUUACUCUUUUCCCAUGAAGCAGCUGCAAGGCGGACAGGGCUUGUUCCUAAAUCAGGAUUUAUAGUCCCUCUGAGGAAGGAAAAAAACAAUAACAACCCAGUUCGGAUUUAUUUCCGAGGAACAGGCGUAGGCGGUUUUUCUUCCGUGCUGCCUGAGUUUUGCAGUACUUUUCUUUCUCUCGGAUUGCUGGAAAGAGAUCGUGUCGAAUAGUCUAGAAACGUAAUGUAAUUCUUUGUACGCAAGCAAGAGUAUGUUAUCCUUCUAUGUUUGCUAAUAGCAAAGAAAUACAGGAUGGCGGCUACUAUUGUAUAUUCUCAUCUGGGAGAGUUUGCUACGCGCCCUAGCCAUAGGUGUGGAAAAUUCAAAGAGUCUUAAAAACCCAAUCCUGUAUACAUUUUACUCAGAAGUAAAUAAACCCCACUGCUUCCAAUGGGAUUUAAUUCCCAGAUAAGUGUUCAUAAUGACUACAGUCUUACGGUGCAGAUUAAUGUGGGAGCCUUUAAGGAGCAGCAAAAUCGAAACGAUGCUGAUCGGUGUCUUUUCCCUGUUAAUCACCGAGCGCACCCAUCGACGGAGCCCCAAUAACAUUGGAAGGGAACUAAUUUGCCGGGGGCUCAUGACAGAAUUCCCCACAGGUGCCCUUUUGUCCUCCACAAUCUCCUUUGGUACCCGUAUGAGAGGGUAAAUGCAACAGGUGCAGCUUUCACAGCAUCGUGGAGUUGGAGGGAAUUUCCCUCGAAGGCCUCGAUCUUACCGCAGCACCUUUGUCUGAUCUGGUGCAAGAGCACCCACGACAGAUGGCUGCCCUGAAGACAUAGGAUAGUGAGGGAAAGCUUCACCUGUUGAAUAAGAUGCACGGGGUGGGGUGGCAACUGCUAAAGGCGCAGGAGCGCCACCAGCAAAAUGGGCCAUCUUGCUGUCACAGAGAGAGAGAGCGCGCCUAGAAAACGUGAGGUAUUUGUCUCCAGUAUAAAGCGCAGCAUCUUUUUCCUGCGGCCGCCAAGUAAAGAGGAGCGAGCGAGCCAAGCUCAGAGAGUAAAACUUGCGUGGGAUAGAGGAUCGCGAUGACAGCUCCUCUUUAGAAAUGGUUCCCUCCCAGUCCCUAGAUGGAGCCGAAAGGCGCCCAUAUUUAGAAGGGGAGGAGACUGAAGCCCAACCCUGGGGGCGGCCUUGCUGCGAGGAUUUCCUCCAACCCGCAGCUGAAGCUGCAAAGCCCGCCUAUAACGGCUGGGAGAGGCGCAGCCCCGGGCUGCUGCAGAAAAGAAGAGGCUGGAGCUUGUAAAGUCGUCCGCGUCAGGUAAUGGGCUUUUGAGUUCUCGAUGUGAGCAAGUGAAAGUGAGGACACGUGUCAAAGGAAGGCGCAAGGGCUCAAAGGGAACUUAAGGUGUUGGUGGAGGGAGAAGGAGGCGGCGGCGGCGGCGGCGGCGGCGGAGCCUGUGGGGAGAUGUUAUUGUUUUUACAUGUGCUGGUGCUUUUCAUUUUUAGGCCUCUUUGCACAGACAGCGUUUACUAGAAGUAUAGUAAGGGCUUUAAUUUAUAUUCUGGUUUGCCACAUGAGCUGCAACCUCAGAAGAUAAAAACCAAAUAAAACAAACACGCCUCUGCAGCAUAAACAAACUUGCUCAUCGAUUCUCGGCUUCUGCCCCAAGAAUAUUCAAACCCGCUUAAACUCUAGCGUGUGCAGGUAAAAGGCAACACUGUUUUCUGCAGUUUUUUUUAGUAACUUGAAACCUUGCGUGUGCUUUCACCAGCAGAAAUGCCCUUCAGGCCAGGGAAUACAUAUAACCAUCAGCUCCUCGUAGUUGGCCCGACUAUUACUCUAUAUAAAUACGGUGGUACCUCAGUACAUACGCUUCAGAUUACAGACUCCGCUAACCCAGAAAUAGUGCUUCAGGUUAAGAACUUUGCUGCAGGAUAAGAACAGAAAUCGGGCUCCGGCGGCACGGCAGCAGCAGGAGGCCCCAUUAGCUAAAGUGGUGCUUCAGGUUAAGAACAGUUUCAGGUUAAGUACGGACCUCCGGAACGAAUUAAGUACUUAACCCGAGGUACCACUGUAUUUGUUUUAGUGUUUUAAAAUUGUAAACCACCUUGGCAGAAAGACAGUAUAUAAAGCCAUCCAAUAAAUCAAAUAAGAAAACCAGGCAAAACCCACCCACUCUACAAAGCCAACCUCCACAAAAAGGCAAAAAACCCCCACAGACAGACAAAAGCCACUUUACCAUCCCCAGAAGCACUCUUCACAAACCCAGACAGGCAAAAGCGACUCAUUUGUCCCAAAAAUCCACACACACAAAAGGCAAAGUUACCCAAAAACCCACAGAUGACAAGCAAACCCACACAUACCCCCAAACAGUAAUACAGCCCCUACCCGCAAGAAACAAAAAAAAUCCUCCUCAAAGGCAAAAACCGCAUACCCCAAAACAUGGAACAAGCUUCCUUUUGCACAACCUGUGCAGACAUCUCAGUCACAUGCACACAUAUAAAGCAAACAGGCACCAACCCAACUGGCAAAAAGAUCACUUUCCUCUUUACUGAACAGUAGAAUCACCACUGUUUCUAAUCACCCACAACUAUUAUGCUGCUAUUCAGAUGUGCAAUGAGCCCUGUUUUGCUCUUGCUUAUGAUUUUUUGAAGAAUGUGCAGGAGUCUUAAAUUGGAAGGUGGGUGCUUUCAGGUUGUUUCUCUGUUGUACUGGGCAGUGUGUUGUACUUGCAUCAGUAAUAAUACUGUGUUGUACUUGCAUCAGUAAUAAGUUUGAACUAAAGGGGUUUUUAUUCAGUGAUAAUGUGGCCUUCCCUGUGAAGGACCUCUAUGCUAAAGGAUAAUCAACAAUCCCUUUGCAGACUUCAUCCAUCUGAAAUGGAAAACAGAAGGGGAAAUAAGAACUUAUAAUAUUGCCACAUGUAAAAUUUAUUCAUAUCAAAUUUUCCUCAUAUAUGUUUCACCAUAUUUUUCUCCUAAAUGUAUUUUCAGAUUACAGAAGUGAUCGGAAUAUUGACCACUAAUCAGCUGAAACUAAGGCUCCAAAACAAUUUACUAUGGCAGAGGUAUUUGAAUUUUAGAUAAUUCAUAACUGUACAUUGACAAUUCAUUUUAAAAGAAUUGGUAAGCAAUAGUACAAUAACCUUUGGUAUAUUAUGUGUAUAAUGUAUUCUUUAAAAUGUUUGAAGUGUUGAGGGAAGAAGCCAUUUAUCCCCACACAUUAUAAUAAAUUGCGCGACAAGAUGUUAUUUAGUCUACUGUCUGUGCUCACUUUCUCAGGAGUAAGUCCCAUUGAAUUCAGUUGGGCUUACUUCUGAGCAGACAUGUUUGCACAUUGUUCUGCUAGGCGAUAGUUUAACCUUACAUGAAGAAAGUUAGGUGAAUCCUAUUUACAAUUGCAAUCCUACUCUCAGUAACUGGGAAGUAAGCCCUUUGAGUUCAACAUGACUACCAAGUGAUGUUCUGUAUUUCUCUAACUCUGGAUUCUAUGUAUGCAAAUACUAUCUAACUGUUUAUUAAUCUGUGCCCAGUUUCCUUUUCCUUUUCUUUGUAAAGCAGAAAAAUAACCAGAUUAAAGCUGUACAAAAAUAUGUGUUUUUCAGAUGAAGUCUGCAUAUUUUUAAAAAAUGAAAUCCAAAGGAAUCUUAAAAGAUCAUGCUAUCAGAAUUCCGCAUAAGACUUGGAUCUCUUGUUCCUCCUUCUAAGCUUCUAUACAGUAGUAUGCAUCCACGGCUGCAAUCCUAUAUCCACUUUUUGGGGAGUAAGCACCACUAAGUAGAGUAGAUAUACAUAGCAUUUUGUUGUGUUUUUAACACAUUCCUUUUGUUCGGUUUUCAGAGCUCUCAAAGUUGUAGCUUGCCAACAGAGGCAGCAUCGGGUUCUAUGAUGAUACAUUCCUGCCCAGAAAGAAUGUCUAAUGAUAGUCGGAGAAUGGAUGAGGUAAGAAGUUAGGAAGUUAUACUUUCUCAAAGUGUAGAACAUUUUGCACUGAAUUAAUUGGGCUUUUGUAGAAUGUCUUAAAAUAGAUGAUGGCUGUUGAACAUGUGUGAAACAGGGAGCCAUUUGAGGGGAAUAUUGAGGGUGUGUUUUCUCUCUCCCUUUCUCUGUCUUUUCAGUUGCUUGAUUUUUCUUUUUUUUUAAUUGUGCAUAUGGAAUUAUGAAUGGGUCGGAGUGGUUGAAUAUAUAAAGAAGGCUCAUAACAAGCCUUUAAUUGGAAUGAGCUUUUAUGGAGGAGGGGAACCUGGGGAAAUUAAGUGGGAAUAAAAAACACAAUUAACAUGAAUGUAGUGAAAUUAAUAAAAUAUAAGUUCUAUACAGUUUACUUUUACCCCAUUUUACAGUAAAGCAAGAAGUGUUUUUAUGGUAUUGCUCAGUGAAGGAAUUUGUUAUCACAAAUUGAGGAGGUGCUUUCACUUAUGACCAAAUUGGAUCCAAUUGAAACUCAUAAAAUGUUGUGAUGUGGGGUUCAUAGUCUGCCAUUGUGGCACAUUUGCUGCCUUAGGUAUUUUGGCAGUGGUGUUGAGUGAAUAAUUAGGAGAGAAGCAAAUUAGAGAACAAACAAGAAAAAGAUGUAUACUCUAGCACGAAGAAACUCACAAUAUUUUCCAUUUUGUCUGACUUUAAGCAGGAGCAAGAAGAAUGGGGAAAAUUAAACAGGUUAUUAAGGCAACAUGGCUUAAAACCUGUGUACCUUGAUAAACCUGGAACUAGCAGAAACAUAGCAGGUAAAACAUCUGUUUUAGAAAAGAAACUGUAAAUCAGCCUUCAGUUGAAUUUUUCACUUUUCUAAUUGCUUGAAGAUGUGAAUUUUCAAGUGUCCACAGUGUCGUUCAUAUUAUAUGGCUGCAAGGGAAGUGUGCAUGAUCAGCUAUGUUACUACAGUUAUGUUACUUGGUUUAAUCUACAGUGGUGCCUCGCAAGACGAAAUUAAUCCGUUCCGCAAGAGUCUUCGUCUAGCGGUUUUUUCGUCUUGCGAAGCAAGCCCAUUGACGGAUUAGCGCUAUUAGCGCUAUCAGCUGUUUAGCGGCUAUUAAAGGCUUAAAGGCUUAGGGAUUAGCUGCUAAAAGGCUAUUAAAGGCUAUUAAAGGCUUAGCAGAUUAGAUAAAGGGGGAAAAGCGAAAAAAAUCUCAAGACUCGUAAGGUAUUUUCGUCUUGCGAAGCAAGCCCAUAGGGGAAUUCGUCCUGCGAAGCAACUUCAAAACGGAAAACCCUUUCGUCUAGCGGUUUUUCCGUCUUGCGAGGCAUUCGUCUUGCGGGGCACCACUGUACAUGCAAAAUGUAGAAAAUUAGUAUGGACCAAGGCAAAUGUUAGAUGUCAUGUAUUUAUUUUUUUGAGGAUGCCUCCACCUGGCUCAAGCACUACGAAGUGUCAAAAACAAACACACUGCUCUCUUGUUUAAGCCAUCUGGAGAUGUUAACCUACACUUACUGUUUUCCUAUAGGUACCUCUGCCACAAUGUGCCUUCUUCAUUCCAGUGGCCUGUUUUGAGACAUUUGUUAUAAAAUGUGGUAUUUUUUAAUGAGCUUGUCAAGGACUGCCUUAUUCCAUAUGAACCUACCGAGACCCUGAGAUCAUCUUUUGAGGCUGUUACUCGUGUGCUUCCUCCAGAGGGUGGCAACACCUUACGUCUGAAGGACGGCAACACGAGAACAGGCCUUCUCUGCAGUGGCUCCCCAUUUGUGGAACACUCUCCCCAGGGAGGUUCACCUGGGACCUUCAUUAUACACUUUAAGGCACCAGGCAAAAAUAUUCCUCUGCUGUGUGUGUGUGUGGGGGUGUUAUUGGAUUGUUCUUGUUUUUAUUUUGAUUAUGUAUUCUGUGUUUUUAUAUCGUGAUUUUAUCCUGUGAACUGCCCUGAGACCUGCGGGUAUAGAGUGCUAUACAAAUUUAAGAAAUAAAUUAAUAAUAAUAAUAGUGACUUUUUAAAAUAAAAAACACCUUUGCAGAUAGGAUUGUUAUGGACAGACAGACUUCGCAAGCAAUACGAUAUGCAUUGAGAUCAUUAAUGGAAGAAACAGAGCGUCAACGUAAAAUAGUUCGUGGCUUGAUAGAAGAAAAUCGCCAAAUUAGGUAAUAAUGUUUCUUAGAAUUCUUCUGCGGCAUCUAACAGGCUCAAUGCAGAGAGUUCUGAACCAGCCUAGAGGCUGGAAGGGGACCAUCUUCACCUCUGUUUUUUGCUAAUCAGAGUUCUUCACUCUUGCCAUGUUUUUCUUUACAGUGGUAGAAUUGUUGCCGGGGAGACUGGCAGGCUGCUCUUGAAAGCAGAAUGUCAUACUAGAUCAGCCUUCUCCAACAUGAUGCCCUCCAGAGGCUGCUGUACAACAACUCCCAUCAUCCCUUACCCUUGGCUGUGCUGGCUGGUGCUCAUGGGAGCUGUAAUCUUAAGAGAUCUGGAGGGCACAAAGUUGGGGAAAACCUUAACUAAAUGCCCUGAUCAGCAGUUUUUCCUUACUUCUGCUACAUUGACUUGUCAAUUUUUCUGCUUCCUAGAUUUCACAAAGUCUUGCUCACAACUGCUCUGUUUGACUUGUUUUCUGCUUAAAAGUUCUGACCUGCCCGUUACGGCGUUUUGGAAGCUGCUCCAUGCAUUCUUCUCAUUCCUGCACAGGAAUGCCAGCUAUUGGGGGUUACAUGAUAGGUCAGGAUUUGUCCCUGUGUCCAUUCUCCAAUGUGAAGAGGUAUGCCUUGUUCUUCAAAGAGCGAGGAAAGAACAUGUGGCUUGUUUUUCAUCAAGUCGAGUUUCCCAACUGAUGCUUCACUUUGGCUCAUGUACUUACAGCAUGUGAAAAGCAACAAGAAAACGGAAAAUCCUUUGGGAGAACUUGUUUAUAUUGUCUUUUAAAUGCAGAUUCUUUAAUUCAGAUUAAAUACUUUAAUCUGGAAAACUUUAAUUCAGAUUAAAUUCACUGUGGUUUAGAGACUUGUAGUUUUCACUGAAGGAAUUUCUUUAUUUUCUAUUUUAUUUUAUUUUUUAAAAAAGAGAUGAACUACGUUUAGAACGAAGUCGGGCUUCUCGGCAGGAACAACGAGCCAAUGAGCUCGACAUCAUUGUGGAAAACGUCAAACAGAAAAUCUGUCAGCUGGAAGAUAAGUCUAUAGCUCAUGCUUGUGAGCAGCAGAACCAAGUCAAGGAGCUUCAGAAAGAUCAGCAAGCUUCACAGGUACUUAAUUAGUAGAGAUGUGGAGUUCAUAAGUUUAUCAUGUCAGGGGAUUACUGAUCACAGAAUCGAUACCAUUGUACAGUAUGUCAUGGCAGAAUGUUUUGACCUUAUUGGUGAUGCACUUUUAAAAUGUACUUGCAAGAAAAAGAACAAAACGAGUUACCUCUUUUAAGAAAGUGAGAGACUUCUUUUAGAAUGGACAGAGCAAAUGAAUUCUGGCCUACCAUUUGCUUCCCUUCUUAGGACCGUUCUGCCUUCUGUGAUUCCCUUGUGUUCUGCUUGCAGGCAAAGAAUCAGCAGCAGAUCAACAAGCUCCAAGAGCAAGAAGAGACUAUUGCCCGUUUGGAAAAAGAGCUUAAAAAGAUGGACAUGGAGGAGGAGGAGCGUUUGGCUACACAGAAAAAAAUAUUCCGGCAGUUCUGCAAACAAGCUCCAAGAACUCACUUGGAUCAGCAGUAAGUAAUUCUGGAUAAUUCAUGAGAGUUUUGUGCAAAUCUUAACAUUUGCAAGUUAAGUAUUUCUCACUAUAAUCUGAAGCAUGAGCUUACUUGGGAGUUGCAUAGGAUUCCUGGCCAUUCUUGGUAAGAACUUGGGUCCAAAUACUUUACCUGUAGUGGCAUUGUUGCUGCCACCUCUGUGGAUGUUGUGUUGCCUUGGGUGAAUAAGGAGAGGCAGGACAAUCUUGGUGGUGCCAUUUAAAAUCUUGUGUAUUUUUAUAGUCUAUGAGUAGUAUUCAGCUAUUUUUUACUUAGAGUAAACUCACUGAAAUUAAUAGACCUAGCUCAGUUACGUUCAUUGCUUUACCCUGUCUACUCUGAGUAAAAAUUAGUUGACUACCACCCUAUAUAUUUAAUAAAUAUACCCCCAAAUUUUAAUAUUCAGGCUGCACACGUACCAUACUUUUAAAGAACGUAAGUUCUCCCAAAUCAUCCUGGGAGCUUUAGUUUAUCUCUCACAGAGCUACAGUUCCCAGCACCCUUAACAGAUUAUAGUUCCCAGGCUUCUUUGAGGGAAGGCAUGUGUUUUAAACGUAUGGUGUCUAUGCAGCCUAUUACUCCAAAGAAGGUCCAUAGGGAAAAAAUCAGAACUACCACAGGGUGGCAGCAAAAGGAAGAAAAUGUCUAAUAAUCUCUGGCCUUAUAACAAAGCUAGUUCCAAGCAGCAAUACAUUGACUUGUUAUGUACUGUUAAGUCUGAUUUUUUUACAAAAUUAGCUCACCUCGUAGAUCAUUGUAUGACAAAUACUGUAAAUUCCUGAAGAGUACAAAGCAUUCUGUAAAAUCUGCAGUGGUGAUGCUUUUUUGAGAAAAAAACCCUCUACUACCCAAACUUGAUGGAGAUCUGAUUUUGUGUGUUUCUUCCACUUAUUUUUAGUAAACAAAACUAACAUUACAUGUUAUGUAAGUAUCUGAAAAGCUUUUCUAACUUGUCAUAAAUAGUUAGAACUGAAAUGUUUUUCUUGCUGGGGCAGGGGAAUAUUCAACAAAGAUAUCUUAGUUUGGUUUAAGUGUUUAUAUUAAAAUAGAAUCACAAGUACACACUGUGAUAAAUUUCUGAAGAGAGUUGUUGGAAGAGAUGGAAAGAGUCUGAGACAUUACUGUCGCCUGUUUUUUCUGUUUUAAGUGUCUUCUGUUUUUGCCUACUUCCUUUCAGGAAGUGUGGGGGCUGGUGGCCUCCUUCAGGGUCUGGGCCUUCCUCCCCCUCAUCCAUCUUGCUACUGUUUUGAACUCAGGUCCCAGAGCUUCUGAAAAAGGAUUGAUUGCUAGGAGGGAAAAUGAGUUACAUAUGCUUGCACUGCAUAGGAAUAGUUACUUGAAGACAAAAGUUAAUUACAAGUUGAUUUUAGAUUUUCCCAUAUUAGAUCCAUUCCAGUUGCCCAGUUGUAUUCAUUACGGUACUAAUUGCUUGUAUGUAUUUUAUUUUAUAAAGAAUUGUUCUUCUGAAGAAUACAUAGUAGUGAAAUAUAUUUUGGAACAUUUCGUAUGACAUAGCUUCAUUGUCAUCGUUAUUGCUAUAAUAAUAAUAAUUUGUUUAUAUACUAAAAUUGGAUUGCCACUCUUAUGGUGUGUUUUCCCUUGUUUCUUUCUAGGAUUUGUUCUUUAAUUGACCAUUAUGAGUCUCAGAUCAAGCAAGUGAGAAAAGAAUUAAGGUAAGAAGAGAAGUCAUGUUAGGAGGGAUUUCAUAAUACGAUAAAAAAGAUGAAUAGGAAAAGUCGUCGAUACAAAAUGAAUGAUUCGGUGGUGAUGUAUCAAUGGCUGAAUAGAUCAGCUAUUCAGGUUAGUCUUGCGGAAUAGGUCUCACCAAUCAAAUGAUUUCUAGUUUUGUAAUUUUAGUAUUUUUCACUGUAGUGGAACACAUUUUAACUUGGAUUUCCUUCCUAGGAGAUAUAACAGAGAGCCUGAUCAUACACAAGGAGAAGGGAAAAAUGAGGAAGAAUUCUUGAAGGACAUAGAUGCCACUCCAAAUUACAGAGCCCUACUCAUGGUAAGGCACAAGCAGGUACCCAUGGAUGUAGAAACUGUCCAACCUCUAGGGAGGAAGUUAAAGGUGUCCACUUCAGGUUUAUGCUGAAGACAAGAUGCAUGAGUGGCAGUCUUCCAAUGACCUCCCCUCCCAGCAGCUGUUCCCAAGCUGUUUUCUACCUUGGAACAAAUAUUUCUUGGAUGUCUGUCGCUCUCCCCCGGAUGACUGCCAGAUGGAGCGCUUCUGCAAUGGGUGCAGCAGGGUUGCACUUGGUGGCUGCAUAGUAUAUAGCAGCCGAUCGCUGGGGAAUUUUGACAAAGGCUCCUAUGCACAUAGAGUUCCUCUGUGCAAGGGACAAUCCUGCCCCCGCCCCCGAUGUGGAGGAGCUGUUGUGUGUACGCCCCUUCUUGCGCUUAUCAAACAUGUGUCCAGCAAGCCCACCAGGUUUCUUGGUGGGAGGGGAGAUAGCCCAUGUAGUCUUGUAUAAAGGUUCCCAUUGUUCUCUUCUAAAUCUACCCCAUCCUCCAAAAAACCUGCCGAAGUUAAUCCCUGGUUUGAUUAAAAGAAAACUCAGCAGUUUGCAUCGUCACUUCUGUUUGAUUCUCAGCAUAUUGUGUGGAGAUGGGCACCCUUCAGUCAUCUGGUUACUGUUUGCACAGCAUGGAACAGCCUCCAACCCAAUGACUGACUGGCUGUUUAAUUUUAAAUAUCAUAUGUAAUAUUUGGCUUUUAUCACCUGGUUUUAUAAUUUGAGAUAUUGUGAAAAUGGUCAUAUACUUAAAUUUGAAUAGCUGUAAUUUUAAACUUAAGAGUUCCUGAUUCAAACCACAGUUCACCUGUAAGCUCCCUGGCUGACUAUUUGAGGAAGUCAGUAUUUCUCAACAUUUUGUUGGUAAAGCCCCUUAGUAUAUAGCAAUAGUACAGUAUACUAGUGACUUAUUUAGCCCACUUGUUGUGAAGACAAUUGAGAUAGGUUAGUGACAUUAUGAAUGCUUAUAUGACAACAUAUUUAUUAUAAAAAUCUUCGAAGUCUUUCCAGACUCAGAUAAUCGAAACAAAAGCCAGAAAUGAACAGCUGUUACGUGAAAAUACAAAUCUCAGGAAAGAGAUGGAAAUCAGGUAAAUAGUGUGAAUGUUUUAUAGGCUGUUAGGAAAGCAUAGCUGCUUCACAAUGUAAUUAUUUCUUUAAUAGUAAAAGUGAUCUAUAGCCUUCUAUUCAGAAUAAAUAUCUUCUUGAUGCAGCUUCAAAUUAACUAAAAAAACAACAACAAAACAUUGAAGCCACAAUAACCACCAUAUGAAAAGUAAUUGGGAUUCUUCCCAUUAGGUGGUUGCUGGCAGAUGGCCCUGUGGGAGGUGAGAGAAAUCUAGCUAGAGCUGGCUUUGAAGUUGUCUUUACCUCCCUGCCUCUCUCUACUGGAUUCCUUCCCACUGGGCAGCUGUUGCCCUAUGAGGAAGGUGAAAAUCCACCUGAAGCAGGCUCUAAAGCAGCAAGCAAUCUUCCACAAAUCUGGAAAAAUCCAAAAUAUGCAACUGUCUCCAUAGAUACUACUUAGUGGUUGAUGAGGGAGGGUGGCAUGCUUUUCUGCUCACUUUAAAAAUUAUGAUUCUCUAGAAAUGCACUGGAUAUUUUUUUUCCUUUUAGACCAACUGUGCAAGAGUUAAAAUUUUACAAACACCAAGUGAAGAAGCUGGAGAAAGCGCUGAAGAAUAUCAAGUAACUAAUUUCCAUUAAGCAUUAACAAUAGACCUCUGUUUUGAAGAUGGAGAAAGCAGGGGCCUUUUAGAAAUAACCUUCUUCUGAAGGCAGGCAGACUUAAAAGAAAGCCAAAGAACAGAGGCACACAAGCUUUCACUGUAGUUCUAAAGAUGGGCUGGUGGAAAGCAAAAGCCCUGUUGUGAAGAAUAAGAGCAAAAGCAUGUCUCAGUACUAUCCCUGGAGAUUGUGGAUGUGCUUGUAGACUCAAUCACAUGUGUGAAGUGAUGGGGAAAGAAUCUGAAGUUGGUGAGAACUGCAGGUUUCCCCAACAACCACUUCUGCCAGUCUUCUACAGUCAGGCCUUGGCUCCCAAAUGCCUCCGUUUUUGAACAUUUCGGCUCCUGAACGCCAAAAACCUAGAAGCAAAUGCUCCAGUUUUCUAACGUUUUUCGGAAGCUGAACAUCCAACGUGGCUUCCGCUUAAGUGCAGGAGGCUCUUGCAGCCAAUCGGAAGCUGCGCUCGGUUGUCGAACAUUUCAGAAGUGUUCUGCUUCAACACUUUUUGUGGUUGGGACAGUAAUUUGUAUGAAGCAUUAAAACUGGGUUGAAUUGUACAUUUCAAACUAAUUUUAAUACAUCUAUUUCAUUGUGUGUGCUGAAUAUUGCUGAAGCAAGAGAGGUUAUAGAAGCAUUUUUUGAAAUAUUUCCCCCCUUCUUGCUAUAGUUCCUUUUUUCUUUUUUACCUGCAAUAUAGAUCCCAUGAGAUUGAUGAAAUAGAAAGCAUGAAAGAAAACAGAGAAUGUGGAAGUACUACAGGAGGGGUACUGCAGGAAACCUGCAGGAAAUACUUGCAGGUAGGUGGGCUGCCGUUGCAGGAGCUAUUAAAAAUGCACCCAUUUCCAAAAUAAGGGUGUUUUCCCACCCUUUUACAUGAUGAGUUGUGGAGUGCCUCAAGCUCACAUUCAUACCACCUCUCCUCUUUUGUGUCUCUGAGAAGAUUUGAAGCUUUUGCUUCCAAGUUUGAACUAGCUACAGUUUUCCUUGACAUUUGAACUUUGGAAACUUCAGUUUCAUUUAACUGUAGCUAGAACAAACUAGGGCCAGACUUUGAUUUCAGUUCUUGGUUUGGCUGCUCACUGGAUAUUUUAAAAUACCCCCAGUCUCCUGUGAAAGCCAAGUCUUCUAUUGCAUUUUUAAUAUUAAUUAGAGUGUGUAUUUAGCACUGCAAUAGUAUCUGUCAUAAUUUCUGCUGUGUGUUUUUUCUGACAAAUAUUUAACAUUAAAGGUGUUGUCCAGCAUUGACGCUAUUAUAAGAAGCCCAAGAAGAGCUCCGUUGGUCACGCAUUUGCAGCGGAAAGGGUUGCCGCAAAGCUGCCCCAAAGGGGAUGAGCAGGAAUGUGGAUUUGAGCACCUUCCUCUUACAGUUGAGAUGUGGGCUGACCAGCUAAUGGCCCUAAAGGUACGGAUGGUCUUUGAUUUCAGUCUUUCUUUCUCUAGCUAGCUAGUUCUUCAGAUGUGUGCCUUGUGCGUUUUCCAGAGAUAAUAGUCUUCAACUUAAUUUCAAACUAAUUAUCCUGAUAAGCUGCCGCCUUCUUCUGAGAGGAGCAAAAGAGAGGAAUGUCAGCCUUUUCAUUUUUAACAAAAUGUCAUUGAAGAUUUGUGUGUUGUUUAAUAUAUUAUUUGCUCCUUUUAAAAUUCACAGUACAAACACAAUGAGCUCUGACCAUUAAAUAGAAAUUGCACAUGCUCAUAUUCUGGCCAUUUGAGUUACUCCUGAUAGUUUUCCUGAGAGUUAAAAUCCUUCUAGCUGUCAUUUCUCCUUUGGGAAGAACAUACUAACAGCUCUCUGUUUUCAACUACAGGAUAAAUGGCUUUGGAGGAAAUUUUAAUUAGAAAAAUGGUACUUUGGGGAGGUCAGAUAUCUCCCCGUACUCCCCCAGCCCUGUGGUCCUAAUCUGAUCUCCAUCUGCUCAAGCAGCUGCUUUUUUACUUUUAGAACAAAAAAAAAUGUGAUUCUGAUUUGGAUGUCUCUCACACAACACAAGGAUCACUUUCAGAUAGGCAGAGCAAUCUGAACCUCCCUUAUGCUGGACUGGAUUAAGUAGAGGGUUGCUCUACCCAGCUGCCCUGGCAAAUAUCACCAGUGCCGACUUCCACUUGCUGGCAUGAUCCAGCAAAAAGCCCCCAAACACAGUGCUCUGGUAGUGGGGCUAUGCCAGCCCUGAAUCGGCUGGAUCCCAUGCUGUUCCCACAAUGGCGCUGGGUCUGGUCAUCUUGUCCCCACCUUCUGAGCUGCAGGGCAGCGACUCCGCAAAGCCUCACAAGUGAGAGAGGGGAGUGUGGAUUGUGCACAAAAUAUGUUAAGUAAAGCAGGAACUGUGAUGGCUUCUAAUAAUAAUUUCUUGCUCUUUCAAGACUUUGCAUAGGUCCCUGAAAAAAUUGUUUCUGCAACUAGUGCCUUGGUGUAUGGUCACGGUGCAGGAUAACAGUGAAUAUAUUAGAGUUGAAGACCUUCAGCUCAUGGUAGAUGAAAUCUCUGAAGAAGUAGUAAAUAAAGAAAAGGUAAUUUUAUUCCAGAGUUAUGUCUUUUCAGAGUUCUAGUAUGAAAUUCAUUUAUUUGCAUGUGCUAGUAUCGAGCCCUGUAUUUAUUUUAUUUUACAAUUAUUAAUAUGCCGCCUUUCGUUGUGAAAGAUAGCAGGGCAUUUUCAGAAUAAAACCAAGAAAAUAUAAACCACAACUUCCAGAGUUCAGGAAAGAUGGUACUAUUUAAAAAAAAUAAAUGGUACAAAUAUUCAAAUAAGAUAUAGGACACACUUCCAUUAAUGCAAUAGAAAAUUUGGGUCCUUAUUGAAUUUUGCUUCAAAGAAUCACUUUGGCUGUGUUAGGUUUUUUUAAUUACCUCAGUCCUGAUUCUGCUUAUACUGCUUAUAAGUAAAAACCAACCAAUUAAUUCCUUUAAAGUCUUAUAAAACGCCUUGCACUAGUGUAACUGUUUAGUUAGAUACGGCUUCUAUGUUUUGAGGAAGACAUAUUCAAUGUUUCUGUAUGCAUCCUCAGCCAAGAUUUAAAACUACUUCAUCCUCCGCCCCCCUUUUUGUCUUGCAUCCUACAGAGAAGUUGUGUGCCUUCACAAGAAGCUUUGUAUGCAAUGGUGUCUCACUUUCAAAAGCUCUUUGAUGUGAAAUCUAUUAAUGGAAUUUAUCCUCGCAUGAAUGAAGUUUAUACAAAACUUGGCGAAAUGAUCAAUGCUAUGAGAAACCUCUGUGAUCUUUUAGAACUAGGUAUGGAUAAUCUUUCCCUUCAUUUGAUGUGCAUCCCUCAGCUUGGGAUGCAAUAAUAAUAAAUAAUAAAUGCAGGGUGCACUAAAGGUAAAGGUAAAGGUACCCCUGCCCGUACGGGCCAGUCGUGUCCGACUCUGGGGUUGCGUGCUCAUCUCGCUCUAGAGGCCAUGAGCCAGCGCUGUCUGAAGACACUUCCGGGUCACGUGGCCAGCGUGACAAAGCUGCAACUGGCGAGCCAGCACCAGCGCCGCACACAGAAACGCUGUUUACCUUCCUGCUAUAGAGCGGUACCUAUUUAUCUACUUGCACUUAAGGGUGCUUUCGAACUGCUAGGUGGGCAGGAGCUGGGACCGAAGGACGGGAGCUCACCCCGCCGCGGGGAUUCGAACCGCCGACCAUACGAUCGGCAAGUCCUAGGCACUGAGGUUUUACCCACAGCGCCACCCGCGUCCCUGUGCAGGGUGCCAUAAUAACUGCUAAAACAUAAAUACGAUUUAGAAUCUCAUAUUUUCUGGUUUUUGUUGUUUUUGUUUUGGGUAGUGGUGGGAAAUGAUUUCCAUGUCUAAAAUAUGGACUUUGCAAAAGACCAUUGAAAGUCAGCCUCAUACUUUUUAGACCUGCUUUAGAUUGAUUUUUUUAAAAACUCCCUAAUUUAACAUGUUUCUCAUAAUGUAGUCACUACCCUAAUGAUUAUGUAAAAAUGUUGCUUCCACCCUCCCAGUUACAAGGUAUUCCAUGCUGUUUUGCAAAGCAGAAGGAUCGUAGGUUAUACUUGAUAUGAUGUUAUAUUUUAAUUUAUGGUUUUCUCUUUUAAAAAAGUGCAUUUGUGAUUAGAACCGAUGCACUAGGUGCCUUGGUGAUUGCCAAAUAGAACACACUUCAUUUUGCUUACUUCAAAAAAUCCUUAAAUACCACUAUAAUUAUAAUAAACUUUUUUGUUAUAAUGUAUUGUCUCUUAAUUUCACUGUGUCUCUAGCUCUUAAACAAUGUGUCUUUUUAUCUUAAAGACAAUUUGCUCUUGUUUGCUUGGGCAUCUACCUUGAUAUGUAUCACUGAUCGUCAGGAUCAAGAAGAGUAUUGUCUGGCUUCUGUGUGGGUGUCUGUUGUACUUUCCCAGAUCUGCUCUUUGUGUUCAGUAUCUCACAAAGCUUGGUUCUUCCCUCCUGUCCCCCGGUAUCCUUAUCAUAAUUGCUUUUAAAAACAAUCUGUAUCAGGAAUGGAACCUCGAGGAUCAUUCCACAUUUAGUGUGGGUAUUUGUGUUGGCAGUCACUUCCAGUGAGAUUGCUCCUUGGUUUGUGUGUGAUGUUCUUGAAAUGGAUGUUUUCUUCCCAGAUACUUCUGCCCCACCCAGUGUCCUGGUCAACAAGGUUGGAAAGCUAUGCAGUCUGAUUAAUGAGAAUGUGUCCCAGCAGGUUGAGCAGCUGCUGGGCACCCCUGACAUCCAAAGGUAUGCAAGCCCUUGAUAAAUCAUAGUAGUAACUCUUGAAUGAUGCAUUUAGAUCCAUAUUGCUGUAGUCAAUCUCAGUAUUUCAUUCAAUAGAUCGGCUCUCAAAACCGGUAACGUCCUUUUGAACCCUCUGGAAUAACCCCUCAGGCUUAGUGGUUUGGAAGACUAAGUGCAUGUAACUAAAACGACACUUCUUUAUUCUGUUUGCUUCUACCUCUGCUUUCCUUGUGUCAGUUUCUGUAUUGUGAGCCCAGCAGGUCCUGGUAAGGCACCAUUUACCUGGAUGGUGGUACCCAAUAGUUGGCUAUUCUAAGAAAGUAUUUUAUUGGUCAUCUCCAUGCAGCUAUGGUGCAACCCAUUCUGGGUGGAAUCAGGCUUUGGCAAGUCUUCCGCUGCUGUGUCAAAUGACCUUUGUCAAUCUGGUGCUCCAUGUUGGCUGGGGCUGAUGGGCGUUUUAGUCUACUGUACCAUGCUGGCAAAGGCUGCUGUAGAAGACCCUCACAGCCUUUUUACACAAGCCCUGCUUUUGCAGUUAAAUAAGGUAGAGGGACCCCUGACAAUUAAGUCCAGUCACAAACAACUCUGGGGUUGCGGCGCUCAUCUCGCUUUACUGGCCGAGGACACCAGCGUUUGUCUGCAGACAGUUUUUCUGGGUCAUGUGGCCAGCGUGACUAGGCCGCUUCUGGCAAAACCAGAGCAGCGCACGGAAACGCCGUUUACCUUCCCACCGGAGAGGUACCUAUUUAUCUACUUGCACUUGAUGUGCUUUUGAACUGCUAGGUUGGCAGGAGCUGGGACCGAGCAACAAGAGCUCACGCCGUUGCGGGGAUUCGAACCACCGACCUUCCAAUCAGCAAGCCCAAGAGGCACAGUGGUUUAACCCACAGCAACACCCUGUGGCAAUUGAGGAAGUACAUAUAUAGUGACAUCAUAAAAGUAGUUAUAGAGCAUUCCAUAAUGGGACCUCAUUUAAUCUAAUCCUAGGACUAAGAAUCAUGUUUAGGGGUUUUCUUUGGGGGUGGGGUGGGGAAGCACUGUGACCCUCUCAAUAGAAUAGCUGCAAUGAUAGAUGAUCUCAAGCUCCAUCGAUGAGUGAUAUUAUUUCUGUUACCUUUUGAUUUGUAAUCUGAAGUCCAUACUGCUUCCCCAGCCCAUUGUGACUUGGCUUCUACAUGAGAUCAGACUUAAGUUUUAAUAAACCAUGGACUGCACAACUUUGUUGGUCACUUGGAGUAUCCGUGACACACUUCUUUUGUGGAAAUUCCUUAAACUAUAGCCUUUCCCUGCUGUUGUGGCAAAGCGGGGUGAGGAAACUUUAGGGGAGAAGCUGCAUCAUGCCAGUUGAAAGCUGUUGGAGUGUAGUGCCAUAGUUGGUGAGGCCAGACAGAGGGCCCCUGCCCCAUGGAAACAGACAUCCUAUUAUUGCUGACUACCCUAUUUAAAAAGGAGAGAGAAGCAGUGCACAGCUUUGGUAUUGUUUGUUUUCUUAGAGGCUAGAUAAGUGUUCUCAUGUUUCAGCAGUACUGCAAGGCAGCAGUUAAGCACCUACACUCCUAGCUGCUAAAGAGACAAAUAGCAUAGCUCUGCCAAUUUACACUAUUCGAAUUGCUGGCUACAUGUAGCCAUAUACCCCAUAGAGUAAUUGCAAGAGAAGAGAACCAUAUUUGGCCCCAGUUUCAAGGUAAAACACAUCUAUAAGCAGAGAUGUAGCCUGAAGUAAAAGUGUGAGUAUUGUGUUAGAAACAUCUAGGUGACCCUAGAUAUAUCUUAUCAAGGAUAAUUCUUAUAAGGAGUAUUUUGAAACUUGGAAUAUGGAGAGCUGGGAGGAAGGAAGCACAGAUUUCAAUGUGUUAGUUUUUGAAAUGAAAACUGCAGGAAAAUGAAUGUGGCACAAUUGAUUUUUUUCAGCAUUGUCGACGAGUUAAAAGAACAUGAUAACUUCUUCCAAGCAUUUAAAGGUCUUAUUGAAGACUUGCUUCAUAUUCUAGGUAAGUGCUUUCUGCAACUUUCAUCUUCCUGGUUCCCCAGAAUCAGAACAGAUGUAGGCAGGCAUUCUGUUAUUUCUUAUCUAUACUAAUAGGAAGUGCUUGAUGGAAUGUUUCUCUGCUGUGUUUUCUGGUUCCUCAAUCACUACUCUCUAUCUUUUCUAGUUUUAAGCAUGCGUACAGGUAUUCCUAUACCUGCAAAUGUACAUUUUACACACACCCCUUAAAGCGUACAUGAGCAUGCUUACUAGCUCCUUAGUUGUCAAGUUUCCCAGUAUGCAAAAUUUAGGACUUUGCCUUUUGAGAGGGAGACAAAAUCAUUUCCCAUUUUUAAUCCUAAAGUCUUGCACAAGACCUCAGUAUUUAUUUUUUUAAAACACCCAAGCCCCAUUUAUGUAGUGCUAUUAUAGUCUAUUGUAUCCCCCCCCCUUUUAUUUUUACUAGAAUGGAGAUCUCCAUAUCCUCUUUUGAAAUAGACAGGUGGGUAACAUUUGGGUUGCUGAAAACAAAAUGGCUAGGUACUUAUUUGGCUGAGGUGCGAACAGAAGUAGGGGCAAGGCAAUAGAUCACUCACCAAAACACAAGAAGUGACAAACCACCCACUGAAAAAAUGCUGUAAGGAACAUCCAUGUCAUCAGUAGCUGGGUUUAUACAACAAUUUUAUACUUAGAUUUUAUAUUAAGUGGGCUGGGGAAGCAGGCUGGCAUUUUGACGCCACAAUAAACUCCUGUUGGGAAGUGCCUCUUGCCAGACAUGUUACUAGCUAGGAGACCUCAGCCUUAUCCAGCUAUACAGCCUGCCCUUUCUGAGGAGACACAGCCAAAGUUUUUUACUUUGCACAAAGUUAUUGUCAUCUAGAUUUGCACUGUAAUAAGUACUGCAUAUAACAAUCACUUUUCUCAUUUCAGAGGUCAGAAAUCUGACAGAUAUAGUACCUGCUGUGCAGAAGCUGAAAUGGAAAGCCUGAUGAUUAUGUAAGCCAUGUCUCAACUUAAUAUUUACCUACCUCUCUGUGUGUGUAUAGCUGUUGAAUAAAAGGUUUUAACUACUGAAAUUUUGAUAUUCACACAUAAUGGUCCAAGGGAUUUUUCUCUCUCCAAAAAGUCACAAUACCACAGCGUUUAAGUUUCUUUAUUAAAAUCAGUUUUGUACUCAGUUUAAUUUCAGAAAACACAUGCAUCUUUGGCAUAAUAAAUAUAAUUUAAGAUUGUAGGGGUUCAGAAUGCACUUUGGUUGUGAACCAGAAGACUUUAGCUGCAAAACAGUUUUCCAGUCAUCCCUGCACUGGCUAAAAAAAAAGCUGGCACUGAAGUAAGAGUCAUCACACACAUACCCCCUGCUGCCUCCAUCUCAGGAAGAGGGUGGAGGGCAAAUAGUGACAUAUUCUUAUCAAAACAGUAUAUAAUCAGUGUGAAAGUUUUAUAUAGCCCUCUGUUAUUACGGAAGGUUCCUGAGAUCUCUGCUUCUCAAUCAAAUAUACUCAGAGGUGGUGGUCUUGAAGUACCACCUGUUUCAUUCAGCAGUUGCCUCUCUGCUAGAGCUCCAGGUGAGGUGUGCUAGCACUGUACUGCACUACAACCUGGAAGCAUUUCCUAGACUGAAGACCCAAUGCAUGCCACAGGCAUGCAUAGGAUUGUUCAUUUUAACUGUGUAUUAUUGCCAGCAGUACUGCCAUCGCAAGUGACCGCAGAACUAUUGCCAAAACAGUGCAUCUUGAAUAAAUAUUUUAUAGAAGUGUAUUAAACAAUGUGAUGAAGAUAAAUAAAAAAUUACAAAGCUAUUUUGUAAUUAAAAAGUUCAAAAUAUACAUAUGUACACUUGCUUCAGCUAUUCAUCAGGCAACAAGUAUCAACUUUGGGGCUGCUGUCCAGGCUGUCCAUUUCUUGUCAGCUGAUACCUACAGAAGAACGAACAGAAUUGCAUUACAAAAAUUGCUGGACAGACACUCCCCCCCGCCGCCGCCACUUUCUGAAGCUGAUUUUUCUAGUAAGGUUAGACUAGAGGUGAUCCCUCUUAGGAAAAAGUUUUGUUCUAAAAACAACAGCAAUCCAUAACAAUUGUAGGAACUGUUCAGGCAUUGAAACUACCACAUAUAUUAGGGCAUCAAAAGGUUAUAACUAAAACCUAUAUAACUUUUUUUUGUUGUUAUGUUCUUAUAAGCUGUAAAUGUAAACAUACCAUUGGGAGAAGCCCCUGACUAAGUCUUCCUUUGACAAGUCAAUCAGCACCUUCAAAACAAACAAAUUAAAAAUUAAGAGAUAUUUCAAAUAACUUGCUUGAAUAUUUUCAUUAACUGUCUGAAUUACAGAUAAAUGGUUCAAAAAUAAGUAGAGAUGAUUACCAGGCAUAGAACCUGCAAGCAAGUUUUUAUUGAGUUAUAACCAUCCUUGGAAUGCAGGUGUGCUCUUUAAUGCAGAGAGGAUGUUGGGACAGCACCAGAAUUUUGAAUAUAGCAGCAAAUGCUUGAUUAGUUGGGUACAGGAGAUUUCUCUCCUAAGAACGCAGUAGAAGAUGUGAGAAAGGGGGUAUCAUGGCACAACUGGAAGUAUAUUUAAUCUUUCUGCCAUGCAAUCAAUUUCACCAGCUUAUUUGCCCUCAUGGUCUUAACUUUUGAAAGCAGUGCCAUACCUUUCCAAGCUCCUUCCUUUCAUGUGAAAUAAAUCGCCGUCUGUUUUUCACUGC
Molecule: messenger RNA, 20784 nt
Organism: Podarcis lilfordi (Lilford's wall lizard)
Lineage: Eukaryota; Metazoa; Chordata; Lepidosauria; Squamata; Lacertidae
Source: the annotation of a GenBank genome assembly